This is a messenger RNA of Penicillium subrubescens, 1548 nucleotides long. RefSeq names its product MFS general substrate transporter. Gene Ontology annotation, biological process: spermidine transport; spermine transport; transmembrane transport. Lineage: Eukaryota; Fungi; Ascomycota; Eurotiomycetes; Eurotiales; Aspergillaceae. The record is from RefSeq and is a predicted model, not a curated record. The transcript is spliced from 4 exons. Bases 1 to 1548 code for a protein of 515 amino acids. Gene Ontology annotation, molecular function: spermidine transmembrane transporter activity; spermine transmembrane transporter activity.
AUGCCCUAUCCGGAGAUGCAUCAAGGCUUUGUAUUGGACAAGGAUCCGUCAUCGCCCAGCAGCGUCACCAGCAGUAUCACGAUAGGUGCGACGACAGAGAAGGUCUUUCAUCAAACACGCAAUGAUGCAAGUGUUCAAUCGAAUCUUGCCAGCGUGGGUGACAGUGCUCGAAAUUGGCCGCUUUGCCAAAAGGUAGCAGUAUCCAUUGGAGCCAUCCUAUGUUUCUUGGUAAUAACGCUGGCUACAUCAAUCUAUAUCGCCAGUAUACCAGGCAUUAUGGGAGAGUUUCGAAUCGGGAAAACGUUGGCCAUCCUGCCCGUCACACUGUAUGCUCUGGGCUUUGUUAUUGGCCCAAUAUUUACUUCGGCUCUCUCAGAGGAGUUUGGGAGACAGUACUUGUACAAAACGUCGCUGCUGCUACACUUCAUUUUCACCAUCGUGGGGGCAUCGGCGUCGAAUUUUCGCACCAUCGCUGUUUGUCGCGCGUUAGCCGGCGUGGUGGGAUCACCAUCGGUGAGCGUAUUUGCGGGAGUUCUGAAUGAUCUGUGGCAAAUGCCCGGAGACCGACUGGGUGUUCCUCUGUUCGUGAUGUAUGGCCUAGGAGGCGCAGCAGCGCCAACCAUUGGCCCUUUGGUGGGAGAGUCCAUUGUGGCCGUACAUGGCUGGCGAUCGUCAUUCUGGCUGACGGCUAUCCUUGUUGGGGCCUGCGCUGCAGGCAUGCUGUUCGUGCCAGAGACUUUUGGCCCAGAAAUCCAACGUCGAUCGCGAAAGGGCCCGCGGUGUGGUCUGCGAAAUGCCUUUGGGUCUGCAUGUCGCCGCCCGUUCGAGCUGCUUUGGUUUGAACCCAUCAUCCUACCCACGGCCGCCGUGGUCACAAUGAGCCAGGUCGUCGUUUUCAUCCUCUACGCUGGGUAUCCAGUCAUUCUCGAGCGGACCUACCACUUUUCCUCCUAUCAAGUCGGGUUAUCAUUUCUGCCGUUACUGAUCGGAACGCUGCUCGCUGCACCUGUGCUCGCCAUACUUGAUAGCCGGAAACGUGCCCCAGACCAGUCAUCGCCGGAAGACCACCUCGUCGGUGCUAUGCUGUCGGCUAUAUUGCUACCAGUUAGCCUACUAUGGCUCGCCUGGACCGCACGCCCUUCAAUUCACUGGAUCUGUCCCCUUCUUGCAGGUGUUCUCUAUGGGUUAGGGUUUGCGUUGUCACAGCUGACUUAUCCAUUAUACAAAAACGUGGUCUACGGGGCCGAACUUGGCGCCUCCGCUCUCGCGGUUGAUGUCGCCAUGCGCUAUCUAUUUUCGUCCGUCUUUCCAUUGUUUACCGUGCAGUUAAUUGACAGUAUUGGAUUUGCCUGGACAAUGACUGCCUGCGCAGUGGCAUUGGUAUGCUUAGCCCCUGUUCCAUGGGUACUGCGGAAGAAAGGAGCCUCUUUACGUGCCCGGAGCAGAUAUGCCGAACGUGCUCCCGAUAUGAGUGAAAGACUACAGAUUCCUGUGAUGUGCUCUUCACCUCGUGACUUGGGGGGUCUUUUGAAAAUUUCGGCAGUGUAG